This is a messenger RNA of Anguilla anguilla (European eel), 2534 nucleotides long. Its product is annotated as microfibril-associated glycoprotein 3-like. The record is from RefSeq and is a predicted model, not a curated record. The transcript has 3 exons. Lineage: Eukaryota; Metazoa; Chordata; Actinopteri; Anguilliformes; Anguillidae. Bases 385 to 1686 code for a protein of 433 amino acids.
UCUAUGAAUUAUGGGUGGGACACACAAGAGAUCCAUAUUUAUAUAAUAGUAACUUAUAUUCUUAUCAUUUAAAAGCUCAUUCUGUGUACGGCUGAACAGCGAUUCAUGAAAACUAUAACAUCGGAACUUGUCAAGUCUUGAGAAACUUUAAAAGCUACAAGUAGUGAGCGAACCAGGAAAUAACGCAGUGUAGUCAUAAUGGUGUAGUCCAGACUAUGAACUCCAGACAUGGUGCUGAAAUAAAACACGGAUGAUCACGACGGUUACGAGGACAUCGCACUUGAAAUAAAUCAAAUUAAAUCCGGAACCAUUUGAGCGUUUCUGUAGCUGACCUCUAAACUAGGCUACCUAAUUUCACGAAGAUUUUCCGAAAACAAGCAGAAGAUGGAUACAUUUUUGAAAGUGGUUGGUUACCAUAUGAUCAUAAUGAGCGUCGUAGCUCGGGCAGAGUACCUUGUAGAUCAACCGCAGAACAGGUCACGGCUUCACCAACGCCACCUCGCAAGUUUGCCCUCUGUUCGAGAUAUCGUGGUGAAGGAGGGUUCCAGUGCGCUCAUUGAAUGCAACGUGACUGGAAGCAGUGAGGAUAUUAUGUGGUACAACUCCAAGGGGCACGUAUUGGAUAACGAGGAAGGAGGGGGGAAAUGGGUGAUUAUGGACGAAGGCAUUUUGAAUAUCACUGUGGUCACGUUUGAAGACAGAGGCAGGUACACGUGUGUAGCAUCAGGCCCCUCUGGGACCGCGAACUACACGGUCACGCUGCGGGUGGCCUACACGCACAGCGGGCUGGGCCUGUACUACGUGAUAGUGUGCCUGAUCGCGUUCACCAUCACCAUGAUCCUCAACGUCACCCGCCUGUGCAUGGUGAGCAGCCACCUGCGCAAGACGGAGAAGGCCAUCAACGAGUUCUUCCGCUCGGAGGGCGCCGAGAAGCUGCAGAAGGCCUUCGAGAUCGCCAAGCGCAUCCCCAUCAUCACCUCAGCCAAGACGCUGGAGCUGGCCAAGGUCACGCAGUUCAAGACCAUGGAGUUCGCCCGGCACAUCGAGGAGCUGGCCCGCAGCGUGCCGCUCCCGCCCCUCAUCUUCAACUGCCGGGCCUUCGUGGAGGAGAUCUUCGAGACCGUGCACCUGGCCGGCGACCCCGCCCAGCCCCGCCGCGGGGUCCGGCAGCAGCUCGCCAUCGGCGCCGGGCCCGGCGGUGCCAACGCUGAUGAGCCGGCGCCGCCGGCGCCGCCGCAGGGAGGAGGAGGAGGAGGAGAGGAGGAGGUCCUGAACAAGAGCAGCCUGGACGUAGAGGUCUCUAUGCACCCCCAGACCGAGUGCCCGGAUGGGGGUACUGAACCCGCCUCCGAUUCCCAGGAGGAGGGGAGCGUGUGUGUCCCCAUGUUGGCUCCAGAUGCCCAGGAGGAGGGGAGCGUGUGUGUCCCCAUGUUGGCUCCAGAUGCCCAGGAGGAGGGGAGCGUGUGUGUCCCCAUGUUGGCUCCAGAUGCCCAGGAGGAGGGGAGCGUGUGUGUCCCCAUGUUGGCUCCAGAUGCCCAGGAGGAGGGCAGCGUGUGUGUCCCCAUGUUGGCUCCAGAUGCCCAGGAGGAGGGGAGUGUGUGUGUCCCCAUGUUGGCUCCAGAUGCCCAGGAGGAGGAGAGCGUGUGUGUCCCCAUGUUGGCUCCAGAUGCCCAUGAGGUUAUAUGAGCUAUAAUUUAGUGUUACAAUGCGCUGUUCACAGCCCUGAGACUGAAGCCAGAAAGGUGGCUGGAGAAAGAAAACGAAAACCAGAGUCAUUCCAUUUUCUCACCAUGAUCAGUAAAGUGUUUUUUUUUUUGUUGUUUUUUUAUUUUUUUUUAUCACAGGUUGUAAAGUUCCAGGUUUAUGUAACAAGCAAAUUGGAUUGUUCAGCUGUGCAGUGGCCAGGAUCUUAUUUGGCCCGAGUGAUCCUUUAUUUUCUGUUGGCGGUGAAAACAAAAAGGAUUGCCGUUUGGCUUGUUAAAUCUUGUAUUAUUUGCAUUGGGGUUUUUUUUCCCCCUUCACCAUAAAAUGGCAGUUUAGACAGUUUUAAUUUAGUGUGAUUGGUGCUGUAAUGAGGAGGGUAUUUUGGUGAGUGUUUGUGUUCAACAUUGUGAGUGGGCUGUACAUUGCCACUGCCAAGGGUGAGCUUGGUUUUCUUACGAUGUGUGGAGACUUUAAUAGUGACAGUGGCAUGCUAAAUGACUCAGUGCUUGAAUAUAAUGCCAAAUUGACCCAUUAGAAUGCAUUACCCUCGGUUUGUAGGCUACAAUCAUUUAGGGGUAACUUGCAACCAUUGGCUGAAUUUUAAGAAGCAGGAGUUAUGAGUACGAUUUGUCUUCAGCAAUCAUAAUGUGUAAUUAUGUAUUCUUAAUACAACUCGAAAAACGAGAAUUAUAGCCUACAUACCAUAACAGUUUUUUUUGCAGUGUAUUCCACAUUGCCUCUCAUUUACUGAUCUGAGGCGCUUAGGGUUUCUUUCUUUCAGUGUAGUGAUGUUAUUUUUUUACAGUGACAUUUGUGGCAGUUAAAUUUUU